Macadamia integrifolia is the source of this 764-nucleotide messenger RNA. RefSeq names its product selT-like protein. Gene Ontology annotation, cellular component: endoplasmic reticulum membrane. The record is from RefSeq and is a predicted model, not a curated record. NCBI's taxonomy places the organism in Eukaryota, Viridiplantae, Streptophyta, Magnoliopsida, Proteales, Proteaceae. The transcript has 2 exons. Bases 32 to 457 code for a protein of 141 amino acids. Gene Ontology annotation, biological process: cell redox homeostasis. Gene Ontology annotation, molecular function: thioredoxin-disulfide reductase (NADPH) activity.
UCAUCUCAUUGCCUUCGACAGGGGAACUGCAAUGACAAUAAAGAAGAUGUUGGAGACAUCUAUUCCUGGGAUUGAUGUUAUUCUUGCAAAUCAUCCCCCAACCCUUCCAAAACGCCUACUUAGUAAAGUUGUGCCAGUCGUUCAAGUAGGAGUUGUUGGGAUUGUAGUGGCUGGUGAACAGAUUUUCCCUAGGCUGGGUUUUAUGACACCACCUCCUUGGUACUUCUCCUUGCGUGCAAAUAGAUUUGGAACCUUUGCAUCCACUUGGCUUCUUGGCAAUUUUGUGCAGAACUUUUUGCAGAGCUCCGGGGCUUUUGAAGUUUACUGCAAUGGUGAAUUGGUUUUCUCAAAACUGAAGGAGCAGAGGUUCCCAAGUGAAUUUGAGUUGAGGGAGCUUGUCGACCAGAAACUGGGGAAUUCAAGAAUUGUGGAUGUUGGAUCUGCCUGGUCCCAGUAGUGAACUUGGGGAAAUAAAAUUCUUACGACAAAAGUUAGUGUGGCAUGGCAUGUUCCAGAGCCAAAAUCUUACUUUUGUUGGUAAAUUUUCUAUAUGAAUCAGAUUUCCAAUUGAGUGUAUAAAAAACUUGAAGAACAGGUUGCCUAAUGCCUCAAAGGUUUAUUUCACCUCAUAUUCUCUGAUCUUGUAGUAGUUCUAUGUAGUCGAGGCCUUGAGGGUGAAAGUAGAGGCAUGUGUGGACAUUGGCUAAACAUACCUAACUGGUUCCAUUGAUAUUAAAACACGAGUUUUUUUUUUUUGGAUUUAA